Molecule: messenger RNA, 951 nt
Organism: Myotis brandtii (Brandt's bat)
Lineage: Eukaryota; Metazoa; Chordata; Mammalia; Chiroptera; Vespertilionidae
Product: mucin-13-like
Exons: 1
Coding region: 1-951 (316 amino acids)
Source: RefSeq, a predicted model, not a curated record
AUGCUCUCACCCAGGUACCAACCAGAUCCCACCCGCGGGCCUCGAGCUUCACUCAGUUACCAACCAGAUCCCACCCGUCACCCAGGCACCAACCAGAUCCCACCCGCGGGCAGCGCCCCUCACCCAGGCACCAACCAGAUCCCACCCGCGGGCAGCACCUCUCACCCAGGCACCAACCAGAUCCCACCCGCGGGCAGCACCUCUCACCCAGGCACCAACCAGAUCCCACCCGCGGGCAGCACCUCUCACCCAGGCACCAACCAGAUCCCACCCGCGGGCAGCACCUCUCACCCAGGCACCAACCAGAUCCCACCCGCGGGCAGCACCUCUCACCCAGGCACCAACCAGAUCCCACCCGCGGGCAGCACCUCUCACCCAGGCACCAACCAGAUCCCACCCGCGGGCAGCACCUCUCACCCAGGCACCAACCAGAUCCCACCCGCGGGCAGCACCUCUCACCCAGGCACCAACCAGAUCCCACCCGCGGGCAGCACCUCUCACCCAGGCACCAACCAGAUCCCACCCGCGGGCAGCACCUCUCACCCAGGCACCAACCAGAUCCCACCCGCGGGCAGCACCUCUCACCCAGGCACCAACCAGAUCCCACCCGCGGGCAGCACCUCUCACCCAGGCACCAACCAGAUCCCACCCGCGGGCAGCACCUCUCACCCAGGCACCAACCAGAUCCCACCCGCGGGCAGCACCUCUCACCCAGGCACCAACCAGAUCCCACCCGCGGGCAGCACCUCUCACCCAGGCACCAACCAGAUCCCACCCGCGGGCAGCGCCCCUCACCCAGGCACCAACCAGAUCCCACCCGCGGGCAGUGCUGGACCCGGAGGGGGUGGGGGAGGGGCGCCAGAGGUCGGAGGUCAGCCUUCUCCCCUUUCACCAAGCCUCCAGGGGCUGGAUUCUGCGGAAUCGAGGCCCCCAAACUCCAUCUCCUCUUAA